Messenger RNA from Sardina pilchardus (European sardine), 5579 nucleotides. RefSeq names its product protein psiQ-like. NCBI's taxonomy places the organism in Eukaryota, Metazoa, Chordata, Actinopteri, Clupeiformes, Clupeidae. The record is from RefSeq and is a predicted model, not a curated record. The coding region runs from base 4138 to 5232 and encodes 364 amino acids. The transcript has 9 exons.
UUAAAAAUAUAAUACAAUAUAAUACAUAUUGUUAUUUCAAUUUACAGUACAGUAUGAAGUCUGUCUAUAAAAUAACACAAAAUAAAUUCCUAAAGGGAAUAAUGUGGCAUAAAAAACAUGAGUAUGAAUGUUUAGAUGUGUGUAAGUAGGCCUACAUAAGUAAAAGUUGAAAUCUGCUAAGCUUACUAACAAGUGCUUACAAAAUGACCAAAGGAAAACAGACAAUCAUACCUGUAGAAAACGCUUCAGACUGCCAAAGGUUUUGCUGAGGUCUCAUCUGGUAACCCUCGUUAGAUAGGUGAUUAUCUACAGGUAAGGGAUAAACAAUUGUCAACAAGUUAGGCUACUGCCUAAAGUAGACUUCAAGUAAUCUGUUUAAUUUGAUAUAAUACAUAUUGUUAUUUCAAUUUACAGUACAGUAUGAAGUCUGUCUAUAAAAUAACACAAAAUAAAUUCCUAAAGGGAAUAAUGUGGCAUAAAAAACAUGAGUAUGAAUGUUUAGAUAUGUGUAAGUAGGCCUACAUCAGUAAAUUACUUAUCCGUCAAAUAUGUCUAACCUGCUAUAUUUCUAAAUUAAUCUAAAUAUGCUAAACAAGGGAUGAUCAUACAGUGUGAUAGAAUACAUUGAAACAGUAAAAUAGGCCAACAUUCAAUUAGAGAGUGAAUUUGGUAUACCACAUACAAAUACAAACACUACUUCAUCUAUUUUCAAUACUAAACGCGCAGAACAGCGCUCAUAGAAAGGUAAACACUACACUCUAGUGGUCACACAACGGUACUGCAUUUAGAAUGCGACAAAGACGUUAAAAAGUUCAUGGCUAGUCAUGUUAACUCGUGAAUGCUAGCCAUGCUACAGACGGAACAUAAAACACUCAUCAAACAUAAAAUCAAAACAACAAAUACAAUACAAAUACAAUUGGUUACCUGUAUGGAUCAGUAAAUAAGAUGUUACGGCAGGGCAAUGGAUCUGCUCCGCCUGAACAAAAUAAAUAUCAUAUUAAACGAUUGCACAAUAUCAAGGUCAAACGAAAAUAUUAGCUGCUAGCUGCUACACCAAAUACAAAUCACAAGACAAGUUUAAAAGUAGUGUGAACUUCAGAAGGAGCUACUAACAUUAUAUGAAAGCAAAACAAUGUAUUUUGUUUUAAUAUGGUUGAAGCAAAUAGGCUUACCUGAAAUAAAUCAACAGGACCGUACUGCAGUGCAGCCGCCAACCGCAUUCAUAACCAGAGGAUAACGGCUCAGUCUGACGACAUCGUAGAACUAAAAUUCGCGCUUCCGCUUCACGGCGGCGGGCAGUAUCAGUUGUGGAGCAAGUUGUGAUUGUGCUUCCCGCCCCCUGGUGCCGGGUCCGGGUCGAUGUCUCCAUCACAGCAGUGUGCUUGCAGUGUGCUUGCAGUGCGAUCCUCACGUGUGGCGUGUGUGUGUGUGUCCUCUGGACUCCUCUUCCCUCCUGUAGUCCUGCCAGUCGUGGUAAGCCCUUGCCCUGUUCCAAUUCCCCCUCCCUAAAGAGAGCCCCUAGACAUUGUGUGCUAGCUGACGUGCAACCUCGCUGGUCACCGUAUGUAUUGUGGUGUGCAGGGCCGGCCCUAGCCCAUUGGCUGCCCUAGGCGAUACUGAGAUUUUGCGCCCCCCCACCCCGUAUUUAAUUCCCAAAUUUUAUUGGGGGUUCGGGGGUAUGUCCCCGAGAACAUUUUGUAAAUAUUGUUAUGUAAAUGCAUAAAUUCUGCACACUUUCAGUCAGAGAUUAGGGCCAGCACUAUGCCUAAAACACAUGUAUGUCUCCAAAACAUUCCUCACCUGUUAACCAGACAUGCAUGAAAACAAUUAAAACUCACAGCCAUAGGUUAUUUAGAAUGAUGACUGUAACCGUCAGAUAGGCCUCUGCUAUUGAAGAUUUGGAAUAAUUCACUUGGAAUGUAAUAUGCUAAAUAAUUCUGAUGUUUUCUAAUCUUAUUUGAUUUGAUGUCUUAUAAUUUGGUAUAACUUUACUUAGUUUGAUUACACUGUAGGCCCAACAUGACAUGUUGUUUAAUUAGGUGCAUGUCACUUUAAGACUUUUUAGUUUUUGGUUUAGAACGUGAUUGAAUGAUACAUGGCAUGAGAUGUUUGGAUUUCCACGGUUUUUCUGGCCGUGUUGGUCGUGUCAAUUGUAUGAGUAGCCUAUGAGCUGUGCUGUUUGUUACAAUAAACAUUCAAGAGCAUUAAAUGGAAGACAAUAGCCUACUUUUUAUAAUAACAGGCGUCAGCCAUAGGACUCCUAUUAGCCUAGAUAAGUUUUGUUUAUUGGAAUCGGACCUAGGCCUACAAUGACUUUCUCUUCAGCAUUGUAGUAACAUAUAGCUAACCGUUAAAACGAGGCAGAUAUGACAUCGCAACAAUGUUUACAAUGUAACGUUGCAAAGAUUAUGCAGACUGUUACGAUUGACUGACACACGCUCACACACACAUCAGCCUGUCGAAAUCAUACGCUGGACGCGUAUGAUGCGUCUUUCUACAUGGGUUUAGUUAUCGGGCUAUAAUGAGACCACACUUUUGUUACAAUUGAAGACGCUAGCUCCGCUUUGCAGGCUACUUUGUAAUGACUUUAUGUUUCCAGCGUUUCUUAUUUUGUUAAUCAAUGUUGUUAAAAAAAAGAAAGAAAGAUGCUUUAGGGCGCCCCUCAACCAAUUUGGCGCCCUAGGCGGUCGCCUAGUUGGCCUGUAGGAAGAACCGGCCCUGGUGGUGUGUGUAUGAUCUGUGUCUUCCAUAUGGGUAUUGUGCAUUGAGAUGGCUGUGACCUCUCCAUAGUUGUGUUUUUAUGUUAUAAAUAACAACCUGUCAAUAAAAGUAUAUUUGUGGAAUUUAUGUCUCUAGCUUCCUACGUGUUGCGAACCUGUGUGCCCUAAAUUGGAUGUAAGGGUUAGCAUUGGCUUAAAUUAUUUCCUAGGGGUGACCCUCCCCUAGGUGGCGUAGUCGUCCCUAAAUUAUACUAAAUCUCUUGCCCCUGCUACAUAUAUAAUCAACAAAAAAUGUCCAAAUGUUUGACUGUUAAAGCUAGUUGUAUGAGUGAUUAGCUAUUGCAGACCAUACGGUAUUAUAGCUCACAAUAACCUUUAAAUAGGCUUAUUUUGGUCAUAUCGACUUGAUAAAACCUGUUAUAUAGUUGAUGAACUGCUUAUUUCUUACAUGUCUGAAGCAAUUGGUCCAACACUGAUAUUUGAAGUUGCUGUGUUAACUUUCUUUGGGUGUGAUCGCGGCACAUAAGAAUAAUCCAUAACUCGCAAUCAUAAUUGCUCGUGCAUGCGCUAUAAAAUCAGUUCAUUUUGCCAGAGACGGGUGUUACAACUAACUAUUUUACUGUCUAUGCAACUAACCCGCACAGGUCUAGGUCAUGUUUUUUAUUUUCAUUUAAUUACAUUUGCUGUGACUAUAGAAAUCAAAUGGCACUCAUGUUAACUUGAAACAGAUCGAGGGACUGACGAAAUGAAUGACAUGUGAUUGAAGUCUACACAUUCAAAUUUCAAGCAAAGUGAAACAAACAGAACUGCAGUUGCAGUUUUAAAAAUAGGCUAAUAGCCUACAAAUCGCGAUGCUUGAAUUUGGCACUUUUUUGCUUCUCUGGUUGUAGGCUAUUUACAGUAGACCAUUCAUAUUUGGAUGGCUAUGGGCCUACGAUUGUAGAUAAUUAGGUAGGCUACAAAUGUUUUAUUCUCAAUCUACGGAAACGUAAUAGUCUAUCAAAGUAUCAAUAGGGCAACUUUUAACACGCUCCGCCAGCGCGCCCACUUGGAAUUCACCUAACGUCACCAGGCGCAAAAUUGUCACAGAUUAAUGACGUGUGGGACGCAUUGCACUGGAAUAUCCGAUUUGUCUGUUUAGACUGUAGACACAUGCACACAAAUCCGAUCCAUAUCUGAUUUAAAACCACAUACGAAAGGGGCCUGUAUCCGAUCUGAGGAGAUCGGAAUUCAUGUGUUUUUUUCUGUUUACACUGUCGUGGCACAGAUCGGAUGCGUGCCACAUGAGAGCAAAAAAUCGGAUUUGGGUCACUUCAAACUGGCAGUCUAAACGCAGCCUUUGUGUCAGCAAAACUGUCUCUGUUUUUGUACACCGGACAACAAGUCUACCUGUGCAGCCACCUCCUAUACAGUCAAAAUGAAACUGAGCAUUACCCUUGGUCUUUUGUGCAUGCUCAUAUCUGAAGCGGCUGCACUCACUUGCUACCAAUGCCGUAAUGGCAUCUCUCAGGUCUGCCCAUAUAUUCAAACCUGUGUUGGAAUUUGUGCCAGCAUAACUAUUGUACACAGAUAUCAAGGUAUUCAGGUAAGAGCGAGCAAUGACAGAAAGUGUAUCUCACCGCGUGGGUGCAUAUCAGGGUCAAUAAACAUGGGACUCUAUAAGUCAACAUUGCACACUAAAUGCUGCAAUGAAGAUCUCUGCAAUGAUCAGAUUAUUCCAGAGUUAAAUGAGAGUUAUAUGCCCAACGGUAAGGAAUGUUUCACUUGUGUAGAAGGUGACUGCACAAAAACACUGUCCUGUGUUGGAAAUGAGGACGGUUGCAUUACAGCUCAUUGGUUUGAAAACACCACAAAGGGAUGUGUCUCCUUUGAUUUGUGCUCGGCUAUAAAAACUCACGGGGAUGGCAUUGACACCUGUUGUCAAGGGAAACUAUGCAACAGCGACAAUGGUGGACACCCCACUCAUGAUCCCCUGACAACUCUCUCUGAUGACCACGAUCCUGACCCCCAAUCUGACAACCCUUAUCAUGACCCCCACACUGAGUUAAAUGAGAACAAUACGCCCAACGGUAAGGAAUGUUUCACCUGUAUAGGAGGUGACUGCACAAAAACAUUGUCCUGUAUUGGAAAUGAGGACGGUUGCAUUACAGCUCGUCAAUUUGGAAACAUCACAAAGGGAUGUGUCUCCUUUGACCAGUGCUUGAGUAUGAAGAAAAUUCAAGGGAAUGACAUUGACACCUGUUGUCAAGGGAAACUAUGCAACAGCGACAACGGUGGACACCCCACUCAUGAUCCCCUGACAACUCUCUCUGAUGACCAUGACGAUCCUGACCCCCAAUCUGACAACUCUUAUCAUGACCCCCACUCUGACGGCCACUAUGACCCCCACACUGGCGACCACUAUUAUGACGACGACCCUUGUGAGGGCAUCUUCUGCAGCAGCAGCAAGACCGUGGGGCAGAGUGUCCUGCUCCUGCUGGGGUCUCUACUCUAUCUCCUGCUCGUCCACUGACCGGUCUGCUCCUCAGUGCUCUCAGAUCACACAUCACCUGUCCUCACACUUGUUCAAGUCAAAUGUCCUGCAGAGAUUAAGUAAUGAACCUUCUGCCUUUCUUUCCCCUUUGAAAUGGCCAGUGAUUUUAAGUCACUUUGACUACAAACCUUUCUCUAGAACAGCAUACAGUAUGUUUAACUCAUUAUUAUAUACUUUAGAUUAAUAUUAACAACUAAUAUAUGGCAUCAGCAUAUUACGCAGUUCGUGAUUUAUGUGUAUACAGUAUACAACAUGUUCUUAAUAGAAUACAGUACAUCUAUAUUGAAGCAGAGGUAACAUGUAUUUUGACAUCACCAGUGUAAUAC